This is a messenger RNA of Octopus sinensis (East Asian common octopus), 936 nucleotides long. RefSeq lists its product as uncharacterized. The record is from RefSeq and is a predicted model, not a curated record. Bases 392 to 808 code for a protein of 138 amino acids. The transcript has 4 exons. Lineage: Eukaryota; Metazoa; Mollusca; Cephalopoda; Octopoda; Octopodidae.
AUAAAACAUGACAUUUGUAGCGGGAAUAUACAGCAAAUCACCCGAUGUACUUAAUCCAUCUUAUUAAAAAACUGAACUAAGUGCCACUAACUCCAUCACCAAUACUUUAACUUAUACACCAGGCACGGAUAUAGAGUCAAAACUUCAGUGGUCGGCGUAGAUAGCUACGUCAUAACAUCCUGUACCUCCAUCCCACUCUUUCUCUGUCUUUAUAUCUUUCUCUCUCGAAAAAAAAAAAAAAAAGAGGGAAAAAGCACCAAAUCAAAAAACGUCUGUCUUCAAAAAAGAAAACACUCGAGCGGUUGUUGAUCUCUGUCAAACAGUCGAACACAGCCAUCCGAAUAACAGAAGAGUUUCUGCUUUCUACCUCUCACCAUAAGAAAGAACAACUAUGGGUAACUUUAUCGGUAAAUGGGAACAAUUUGAUGAGGAUAUUGAAAAUGCUGACGCUUUCUUCAAAGCAGCAGGCAUGAACGAUGAAAGCAAAAUAGAAGAAAUGAAGAAAACUCGUGCAAUAAUGGAAUGUCAAGCUGAUGGUGAUGGUUACAAAUCCAUCUAUACCGAUAUGAACAGUGGGAUGUCAAAAGAGUAUCACUUCAAAGUAGGGGAACCAUUUGAAUCAGAUGAUCUUCAUGGAAUGAAAUUCAAGGCGGUCAUUACAUUAGAAAGCCCAACUAAAGUUAAAGAAUGCUACACUGAAUGGUCACCAUCUGAAAUUACAAUUCUGAGAGAGAUUGAUGGGGACAUUUUAACAGUGACAUUCACAGCUAAGGGUGUAUCAGCCAAAUGUCGAGCUAAAAAGAUAUAAAAUUCUCAGAAAAGCGUGUGAAAAUUCCAAUGGAGAGAACACUAAAGAAAAAAAUCUUUGUCAGUCAUGUUAUGUUCCAAUAUAUUGUCUGAUUUUGUCAAUGAAAUAAAUAUAUACUUUUUAUCUGA